Messenger RNA from Hyaena hyaena (striped hyena), 2054 nucleotides. It is a transcript of the gene LMF1, whose product is annotated as lipase maturation factor 1. Lineage: Eukaryota; Metazoa; Chordata; Mammalia; Carnivora; Hyaenidae. The coding region runs from base 11 to 1717 and encodes 568 amino acids. The transcript is spliced from 11 exons. Gene Ontology annotation, biological process: protein maturation. The record is from RefSeq and is a predicted model, not a curated record. Gene Ontology annotation, cellular component: endoplasmic reticulum membrane.
AUCCCCGCGCAUGCGCACUGGAGGCCCCUCGAUGGCGGCGCCCGAGGAGACGCUGAGGAGGCGGAAGGCGGGGAGCUCGGGCCCCGAGUCUGGGGCUCCGCCGGGGCCAGGGCGCGACCCCACAGGCUGCCCCGCUCGCCUCCGCACGGGCACUUUCUGGCUGACCAGGAUCGUGCUCCUGAGGGCCCUCGCUUUCAUUUACUUCGUGGCCUUCCUGGUGGCCCUGCAGCAGAACAAGCCGCUGAUCGGAGACCGCGGCCUGCUGCCCUGCAGGGCGUACCUGGAGAGCGUCCGCCGGUACUUCCGGGGCCGCGGGGCCUGGGACGCCGUCAGCUACGCGCCCACCGUGCUCUGGCUGCUGGACUGGUCGCGCAUGGACGCCAACCUGGACGCCCUCGCUCUGCUCGGAUUGGGCGCCUCGUCUUUCGUCCUGGUCACCGGCUGUGCCAACAUGGCGCUCAUGGCCGCUCUCUGGGUCCUCUACAUGUCCCUGGUCAGCGUGGGCCAGGUCUGGUAUUCGUUUGGAUGGGAGUCCCAGCUUCUGGAGACGGGAUUCCUGGGAAUCUUCCUGUGCCCUCUUUGGACUCUGUCUCGACUGCCCACGGGGACCCCCCCGUCCCAGAUCGUUCUGUGGGGCUUUCGGUGGCUGAUUUUCAGAAUCAUGCUCGGAGCAGGCCUCAUCAAGAUCCGGGGGGACCAGUGCUGGCGGGACCUCACCUGCAUGGACUUCCACUACGAGACGCAGCCGGUGCCCAACCCCGCGGCCUAUUUCCUGCACCAGUCCCCGUGGUGGGCCCACCGCUUUGAGACGCUCAGCAACCACUUCCUGGAGCUCGUGGUGCCUUUCUUCGUCUUCCUUGGACGGCGGCUGUGCAUCGUCCACGGGGCCUUACAGAUCCUGUUCCAGGUGGUCCUUGUCAUCAGCGGGAACCUGAGCUUCCUGAACUGGCUGACCAUGGUGCCCAGCAUCGCCUGCUUUGAUGACGCCGCUCUGGGGUUCUGGUUUCCCUCCAGGCCUGGAGGCCUCAAGGACCAAGUCCUGAAGAUGCAGGAGGAGGCUGCCCGAGGGGCCCGGCCCACCCUGAGAUACGGCUGCAUGGUGCGGCGGGCGGUGCAUGUGGCGCUAGGCAUCCUGGUGGCCUGGCUCAGUGUCCCUGUGGUCCUCAACCUGCUGAGUCCCACGCAGGUCAUGAACACCUCCUUCAACUCUCUGCGGAUCGUCAACACAUACGGCGCCUUCGGAAGCAUCACCAAGGAGCGCACAGAGGUCAUCCUGCAGGGCACGGCCAGCCCCAACGCCAGCGCGCCGGACGCUGUGUGGGAGGACUAUGAGUUCAAGUGCAAGCCGGGUGACCCGGGGCGGCGGCCGUGCCUCAUCUCCCCAUACCACCACCGCCUGGACUGGCUCAUGUGGUUUGCAGCCUUCCAGACCUAUGAGCACAACGAAUGGAUUAUCCACCUGGCAGGCAAGCUCCUGGCCAAUGACAGGGGAGCUCUGUCCCUACUGGCCUUCAACCCUUUCCAGGACAGGGCCCCCCCCAGGUGGGUCCGGGGAGAGCACUACAGGUACAAGUUCAGCCGCCUGGGGGGCCAGCACGCUGCGGCAGGCAGGUGGUGGGUCCGGAAGAGGAUCGGCCCCUACUUCCCCCCACUCAGCCUCCGAGACCUGGAGGGCUACUUCCGGUCCCGGGACUGGCCACUCCCCAAACCGGAGUAGGGGCGGCCCCGGGCCUGUGCGUGGAGGAAUAAAGCAGGGAGGCCCGGCCACCUCGGUGAGGCCUCGUGUGCCCGGGCACUGCUGCUGCUCCCGGUCGUCCUCAGAAGCAGGCUCACACAGGAGGGGGUCCCGGGGCAACUCGUGCUGGCCUCCCGAGUCAGUCCACGGGCCGGCACGUCCCCUCCCUUACAGACGGGGUUCACCAUGGAGCGCCCGCCCCCAGUCCCGUCCCUGGUCACCAGUACCGCCCUGACCCCGCCGAGUCCACCAGCACCAGGGCGCUAACCCCAUCACGUGCCGGCAGGGCCUCAGGGAAGCUGCCCCUCCCUGCCUGUGC